AUGGCGAGCGAGCGGCUCCGCAGCGCGCAGGACCUGCUGGACCUCACCUUCCAGUCGCUGGCCAUGCAGCACAUGGACCUGAAGCAGGUGGAGCUGGACACGGCCGUGGCCAAGGUGGAUGAGCUGUCCCGGCAGCUCGAGUCGCUCUGGACGGACGGGCCAGGGCCCCCCAAGGUGGGAUUGGGGGAUGACCUGGUGAUCAAACGGAGACCCCAAAAGAGCUGGAACGAGUCCGACCUGGACGUGGCUUACGAGAAGAAGCCCCCCAGCUCGGGGGGCUACGACCGACGGCUCUUUCGGGGUCAGCAGCGACCCUCCCCGCAAUUACAAGUGUCGCCGCUGGCCGGAGGGGAGGGGGCGGCGGGGGCGCCAGGAGGCUUUUCCGACGCCCCCGCCCCCCGGCAGGCCGGGGUCGCUGCCGAGGGGUGGCACCUGUCCCAGCAGCCCGUGUCCCGCAUCCCGGUGCCCCCCAGGCUGGAGACCCUGCCACAGACCCCUCCCCUCUCCAUGAUCUUCAAGCUCCAAAACGCUUUUUGGGAGCAGGGGGGCGGGGGCGGGCGCCCCCCCGCCCUGCGCCCCCGACCCCUGCCCGCCGAGGCCGAGCCGGAGCUGGAGCGGCUCCUGCAGAGCGCCGAGGCCGAGGGGCUCGAGAGACCCCUGAGCCCCACGCGGCUGCAGCCCCUGCUGCCCCCCGAGGCCCAGCGGGUCCUGCCCGAGUUCGAGGAGGUCGCCCGGGUCCUGGCCGAGAUGCCGCGACCCCUCAAGCGCCGGGGGUCGAUGGAGCAGAGCCCCGGGCCGGCGCUGCCCCCCAGCCGCACCCGGCAGUACCAGCAGCUCAUCACGCGGCUCCUGCACCGCCCCGCCCGCCGGGAAGACCCCCCGAGCGCCGGGGAGCCCUCGCCGGAGGGGCCGACCCCUGUCCCGGUGGUCCCCGAGGCGCGGCCGCCCCGGCAGAGCCCCCCCGAGCCGCCGUCACCCGGCGGAGCCGCCCCCGCCGCGGAGCUCCGCUCGGCCCUGCGAGACCCCUCCUCCCCGCGCCGCCGCCCCGGGGCCCGGGUGCGCCUCAACCCCCUGGUGCUGCUGCUCGACGCGGCGCUCACCGGGGAGCUCGACGUGGUGCAGCAGGCGGUGGCAGAGCUGAACGACCCCAGCCAGCCCAACGACGAGGGGAUCACGGCCCUGCACAACGCCAUCUGCGGUGCCAACUACGCCAUCGUCGACUUCCUCAUCGCCAGCGGCGCCGACGUCAACUCCCCCGACAGCCACGGCUGGACCCCCCUGCACUGCGCGGCCUCGUGCAACGACACGGGCGUGUGCGUGGCCCUGGUGCGGCACGGCGCGGCCAUCUACGCCAGCACCGGCUCCGACGGCUCCCUGGCCGUGGAGAAAUGCGACCCGUACCGCGAGGGCUACGGGGAGUGCACCACGUACCUCACUGAGGUGGAGCAGGGCAUGGGGGUGCUGAACAGCGGCGUGGUGUACGCGCUGUGGGAUUACAGCGCCGAGUUCGGGGACGAGCUGUCGUUCCGGGAGGGCGAGCCCGUCACCGUCCUGCGCCGGCAGCCCCCCGAGGAGCUCGACUGGUGGUGGGGGUCCCUCUACGGCCACGAGGGAUACGUGCCCAGAAACUACUUCGGGCUCUUCCCUCGGGUGCGACCGCAGCGCAAGAAAGUCUGAGGGGGGGCCCUGAGGAUUUUGGGGGGGAUGGUCCUGAGACCCCCCCUCUCAGCAGCCCCUCGGACACAUCCGUCCCUCCCCCA
Messenger RNA from Myiozetetes cayanensis, 1760 nucleotides. RefSeq names its product protein phosphatase 1 regulatory subunit 13 like (gene PPP1R13L). Gene Ontology annotation, biological process: regulation of transcription by RNA polymerase II; positive regulation of cell differentiation. Bases 1 to 1677 code for a protein of 558 amino acids. Gene Ontology annotation, molecular function: transcription factor binding. The transcript is spliced from 10 exons. The record is from RefSeq and is a predicted model, not a curated record. NCBI's taxonomy places the organism in Eukaryota, Metazoa, Chordata, Aves, Passeriformes, Tyrannidae.